Hirsutella rhossiliensis is the source of this 921-nucleotide messenger RNA. Its product is annotated as Metallopeptidase, catalytic domain protein. NCBI's taxonomy places the organism in Eukaryota, Fungi, Ascomycota, Sordariomycetes, Hypocreales, Ophiocordycipitaceae. Gene Ontology annotation, molecular function: metallopeptidase activity. The transcript has 3 exons. The coding region runs from base 1 to 921 and encodes 306 amino acids. The record is from RefSeq and is a predicted model, not a curated record.
AUGGCCAUGCUGCCACUUAUCGUGACGGGCGUCAUGGCUUCGGUCACUAUGGCUGGUACCAUUGACACCCGUAGCCAGCCCGGACAUUCGUGCGGGACCCGGGAUCUCAGCCCGGAGGAGCGCAUGAUGUUCAAGCGUCAGCGGCCGCAGCCCGAUGACAAUCAGCUAAUUGAGCUUGGCGCGGCCAUGACCUUUUGCUGUUCGGGCGCCAACUGCCCUUCUGACAACGUUGCUCAAAACGCCGUGGACCAGAUGAACUCCUUCUAUAAGAUGUGCAAUAUCCAAUUCAAUCUUCAGAACGUCUCCCAAACCCAAGAUCAACGCUGCCAGGCGGGCUUGCAAGAUAACGCUGCCAUGGACAACCUCAAAUCCCAGGUUCACACAGGCAACACGAGCACCCUCAACAUUGUCUACGUAAAUACCAAUCAGGGCGCUGGCGUCAAAGGCGUCUGCGUUAUUCCACAACCCCAAACCAACAUUGCCCAAGCAGUUGGCAGCAAGGAUGGCUGCGUUGUUGCCACUGACACGCUACCGAAGCACAACGGAGGCAACGAUGCCGAUGGCGGCGGAGGAGCCAAGAAGGGGCGGGCAGGUUAUUCGGCCGUCUAUUCAGACGUCAAAAAGACAAUGGCGGCAGAGGCGGCGGCGGCGGUGGUGACGGUGACGCCAGCGGAGCCGCGACUACUUCUACGCACGAAGCGGGACACUGGUUCGGAGAAGUUCACUUUGGGCAGGGCGGUGGCCAAGGGGGUGGCCAGGGCGGCGGCCCGGUCGGUGGCCCUUUUGGCGGCUCCGCUGGUGGUGGGGGCGUAUUUACUAAACGCCAAAAUGCGGGAAACAUCAUGGAGCCCGUCUCGCAACCGGGCAAGCAGUACUCUUUUAACCAAGAGCAGUGCAACCGAAUGCGACAGGUUGCUAUGA